AUGGAGCCCUCCUCAGCCUCUCCCUGCAAAGGUCACAUCCCAUGGCAGGGACUCCUGCUCACAGUUUCACUUUUAACCUUCUGGAUCCCACCCCACACUGCUCAACUCACUGUUGAAUCAGUGCCCUUCAAUGCUGCUGAAGCGCAGGAUGUUCUUCUGCUAGUCCACAACCUGCCAGAGAAUCUUCUAGCCUAUCACUGGUACAAAGGGCAAGGAGUGCUCAACAACCAACUUAUUAUAUCAUAUGUUAUAUAUAAUCAAGUAAAUAUCUCAGGGCCUGCAUACAGCGGUCGAGAGAGAGUAUUCCCAAAUGGAUCCCUACUGUUCCAGAAUGUCACUGUGGAGGACACAGGAUACUACACACUACAAACCACAGAUGCGUAUCUCAGCACUGAGCAAGUAUCCGGACAGUUCCAUGUAUACUUGGAGUUACCUGAGCCCUCUGUCACAAGCAACAACUCCCACCCUGUGGAGGACAAGGACUCUGUGGCAUUAACAUGUGAACCUGAGACUCAGGACACAACCUACGCGUGGUGGGUAAAUGGUCAGAGCCUCCAGCUCAGUUCCAGGCUAAAUCUGUCCGCGGACAACAGGACUCUCACUUUACUCAGUGUCAUGAGGAAUGACACAGGACCCUAUGAAUGUGGAACCCAGAACCCAGUGAGCACUGGCCGCAGUGACCCAGUCACCCUGAAUAUUUCCUAUGGCCCGGACACCCCCACCAUUUCCUCCCCAGACUCACCUUACCGUACAGGAGCAAACCUCAUCCUCUUCUGCUACGCGGCCUCUAACCCACCCGCACAGUAUUCGUGGCUUAUCGAUGGGAGGCCCCAGCAAUCCACCCAAGAGCUCAUUAUCCCCAACAUCACUGUGAAUGAUAGUGGAUCCUAUACCUGCCUUGCCUAUAACUCUGCUACAGGCCUCAACAGGACCACAGUCAAGACGAUCACAGUCUAUGCGGAGUUACCCAAACCCUCCAUCACAAGUAACAACUCCCACCCUGUGGAGGACGAGGACUCUGUGGCAUUAACGUGUGAACCUGAGACUCAGGACACAACCUACGUGUGGUGGAUAAAUGGUCAGAGGCUCCAGGUCAGUCCCAGGCUGGAUCUGUCCCUGGACAACAGGACUCUCACUUUACUCAGUGUCACGAGGAAUGACACAGGACCCUACGAGUGUGAAACCCAGAACCCAGUGAGCACCAGCCGCAGUGACGCAUUCACCCUGAAUAUUUCCUAUGGCCCGGACACCCCCACCAUUUCCUCCCCAGACUCAUCUUACCGUACAGGAGCAAACCUCAGCCUCUUCUGCUACGCGGCCUCUAACCCGCCCGCACAGUAUUUGUGGCUUAUCAAUGGGAGGUCCCAUCAAUCCACACAAGAGCUCAUUAUUCCCAACAUCACUGUGAAUGAUAGUGGAUCCUAUACCUGCCUUGCCUAUAACUCUGCUACAGGCCUCAACAGGACCACAGUCAAGACGAUCACAGUCUAUGCGGAGUUACCCAAACCCUCCAUCACAAGUAACAACUCCCACCCUGUGGAGGACGAGGACUCUGUGGCAUUAACGUGUGAACCUGAGACUCAGGACACAACCUACAUGUGGUGGAUAAACGGUCAGAGGCUCCAGGUCAGUCCCAGGCUGGAUCUGUCCCUGGACAACAGGACUCUCACUUUACUCAGUGUCACGAGGAAUGACGCAGGACCCUACGAGUGUGAAACCCAGAACCCAGUGAGCACCAGCCGCAGUGACGCAUUCACCCUGAAUAUUACCUAUGGCCUGGACACCCCCACCAUUUCCUUCCCAGACUCAUCUUGCAGUACAGGAGCAAACCUCAGUCUCUUCUGCUACUCAGCCUCUAACCCACCCACACAGUAUUCGUGGCUUAUCAAUGGGAGACCCCAGCAAUCCACACAAGAGCUCUUUAUCCCCAACAUCACUGUGAGUGAUAGUGGAUCCUAUACCUGCCUUGCCUGUAACUCUGCCACAGGCCUCAACAGGACCACAGUUAAGACAAUCACAGUCUCAGUAACAGGAAGUUCUCCAGGCAUUUCAGCUGGGUUGCUUGUUGGCAUCGUGAUUGGAGGAGCAGAGAUCCUGGACUUUGGAAUAACAGUCACAGUGUCUGAUAUUUAUUUAGGGCAAGUGACCAGCACAAUCAGACAGAGCACAAACCCUCAGCCUCCAACCACAGCUCAACACAGAUGGAGAAAGGACAGCAGAGCUGACACACCCCAGCUGCAGUGCUGUGAGCAUUUCCGGAGCCGAAGCUCUUCUCCACAGAGGGAGGACAGAGCAGGCAGCAGAGACCAUGAGGCCCCCCCCCCAGACCCUCCCCACAGACAGCACAUCCCCUGGCACAGCCUCCUGCUCACAGCCUCACAUGAAACCUCCUGGAACCCUCCCACCACUGCCCAACUCACUAUGGAAUCUGUACCAUUCAAUGCUGCUGAAGAGAAGGAUGUUCCACAGUCUUGUCCACAAUCUGCCAGAGAAUACUCAAGUUAUGUCUGGAACAAAGGAAAAAGGGUAGGUGCUAAUCUCAUUGCAGCAUAUAUAAUAUACACUCAAGUAAAUACCCUAGGGCCUGCAUACAGCAGUCAAAAGACAUUAUUCCCCAAUGGAUCCCUGCUGUUCCAGAACGUCACCCGGGGGGACACAGGACACUACACACUACAAAUCGUAGAUGCAAAGCUCAGCACUGACCAAGUAUCUGGACAGUUCCACAUACACCAUAAGUGA
Molecule: messenger RNA, 2739 nt
Organism: Cynocephalus volans (Philippine flying lemur)
Lineage: Eukaryota; Metazoa; Chordata; Mammalia; Dermoptera; Cynocephalidae
Product: carcinoembryonic antigen-related cell adhesion molecule 5-like
Exons: 12
Coding region: 1-2739 (912 amino acids)
Biological process (GO): signal transduction; regulation of immune system process
Cellular component (GO): cell surface; plasma membrane
Molecular function (GO): protein tyrosine kinase binding
Source: RefSeq, a predicted model, not a curated record